AUGAAAAAGAAAAUAGAUUAAUUUUAUAGCCUCGAAGAUUUACUUAACUCUCGGCUAUCUUAACACAUAGAUAUAUUGAUCAAUGUUAGUUUUAAUAAAAUUGGUGAUAAUGGAGCAUAAAGCUUAGGCUUUUGUUUAGGAUAAUGCACUAAUCUUUCAACUUUAACACUUUAAACAAGCCAUAAUUUAAUCAGUAUGUAAGGAGCAUAGGAAUUAGGUUUUGGCAUAGCAAAGUGCAUUAACCUCUCAAAUUUGAAAAUCAAUCUUCAUAAAAAUCCAAUAGGCACAUAAGGUAUAUCAAAUUUGGUCUCUUGUUUAGCUAAAUGCAAAUAACUCUCAACUUUGACUCUAUAACUUGAUUAAAACUCAAUAAAUGAUGAUGGGGCAUCAAGUUUGGCUUCUGGACUAGCUUAGUGUGUUAAUCUUUCUAUUUUAACACUUGACCUAUGUAACAAUUAAAUAAGUGCAUAAGGUGCAUCAAGCUUGGGUUCUGUUUUACCUUAACUUACCAAUCUUUCAUCACUAACACUUUAUCUAUACAACAAUGUAAUUGAUGAUGGUGGAGCCUCAGGUCUAGGUUUUGGUUUAGCUUAAUGCACUAAACUCUCAACUUUAACGCUUGACCUAAGUGGUAAAAAUCUUAUUGGUGCAAAAGGAGCAUCAGGUUUGGGUUAGGGUUUAGCUUAGUGUUAUAAUCUCUCCAUAUUAAAACUCUAGCUUAAUAAUAAUUCAAUUCUAGAUAAUGGUACAUCAAGUUUGAGUUAUGGUAUAGCUAAUUGUACUAAUCUCUAAACUUUAACUUUAGACCUAAGUUGUUCGAAUUAGAUUAGUGAAUAGGGCUAAUUAGAUUUAGGUAUUGGUUUGGCUAAGUGUGCUAAUCUUUCAAAUUUGGUGCUUAACCUAAGUAACAAUUUAAUUGACGAUAAGGGUGUAUCUGGAUUGGGUUCAGGUUUAGCUUAGUGUGCUAAUCUAUCAACUUUGUAACUUAACCUCAAUUAAAAUUCAAUAGGAGAAUAGGGCGCAUCAGACUUAGGUUUCAGUUUAGGUAAAUGUGUUAAUCUCUCUACUUUAAUACUUGACCUUAUUGGGUCAGAUUUGGGUUCUGGUUUUAAUUUGAGUCCUAAUUUGUUCAGUCAGAAACAAAAUUUCAGUGGCAAAAAUUUAAUAGGUUCAAAUGGUGCUUCAAACUUAGGUUCUGGUUUAGCCAAAUGCACUAAACUCUCUAAUUUAACUCUUAAUCUUCACAAUAAUAAAAUUUAAAAUGAAGGUGCAUUUGGCUUAGGUUUUGGUUUAGCUUAGUGUCCUAAUCUCUCAACUUUGACACUAAAUCUUCAUAAAAAUUCAAUUGGUCCUUAUGAACCAUAGUUUUUCAAUUCUGAAUUAUCUUAGUGCCAAAAUCUAUAGGAUUUGAAAAUAUAUCUCUAUUAUAACUCAUUAGGUGAUGAAGGAGUAAAAAUCUUAGGUUAUUGUUUAUCUAAGUGCACUAAUCUCUCAGUUUUGUCUCUUCAUCUUUAAGCCAAUUCAAUCAGUGCAUAAGGUGCAUUAAGAUUAGGAUAGAGUUUAUCCCUAUGCCCUAAACUCUCAAAUUUAGACUUAAACCUCAGCAGUAACUUAAUUAUGGAAGAGGGUGUAUCAUAUCUGUGUUUAAACUUAUCUUAAUGUAAUAGUGUCUUAAUUUUGAUACUUAGUCUUAAUGAUGUGUAUUCAUAUGAUUAAGAAGCUGAUUAAUCAUUUAGAAAAUUAAUUCUUAAAAUGAAGAGUUUGGUGAAAAGUAUUAUCGAUUGCUCAUGA
Messenger RNA from Tetrahymena thermophila SB210, 1791 nucleotides. Its product is annotated as kinase domain protein. The record is from RefSeq and is a predicted model, not a curated record. Gene Ontology annotation, cellular component: perinuclear region of cytoplasm; cytosol; nucleus. Gene Ontology annotation, molecular function: small GTPase binding; GTPase activator activity. Gene Ontology annotation, biological process: activation of GTPase activity; nucleocytoplasmic transport. NCBI's taxonomy places the organism in Eukaryota, Ciliophora, Oligohymenophorea, Hymenostomatida, Tetrahymenidae. The transcript has 21 exons.